AUGGACAGAAUCCCCUUGGAGAUUCUACAUCUCGUCUGCUCGAAGCUCGACCUAGAAGAUGUCUACCCGUUUCGCCUCAUAAACAGACGGUGUGCAGAGGUAGGCGCGAGCCGGACGUUUGAGGAGGUCGUCUUCUACCUACACCCAGACGACUUUCAGCAGCUUCGAAACAUUGCGCAGAACUAUCCUCAUUAUGUGAAGUCCCUCAUCUGCAAGAACACGAUUCUGAAAGAUGGGGUGACUUUCCAGGAAUUUGAGCGGAGCUUCAAUGUUGACUCUGGAGGCCGUAAAAGGCGUGUCGCCCCGUCCAUGAGCCAGGAGCGGCUUCGUGAAGAGUACGCAAAGUACAUUUCGAGCUGGAAAGACCAGGACGGCUGGCUGAAGGAUGGCGACGACAUUGGGUAUUUGGCAGAGGUCAUAUCGAACUUUACCCAGCUCAAGUCUAUCUAUCCAAUAGCGAGCGGCCGCUUUGCGGUGCUUCCCGGGAAGAGCCCCUUUGACCAGAUCUUGUCAAUAUUUCAUACCGAGGCACAGCCCAUCGGCUGCCGGCCUAUGGCUUUGCUCUUGUCAGGUCUCCGGAACUCGGAGGCCCGAUUGGAAACCAUCCAUGCGAGAAAUACGAACCCUUUAUUCUUCGACAUGUACUCUGAGCUCCUGCAGCAACCCAUAGCGGCCCUCUGCUGUCUGAAAUGCCUCGAACUCUUUCUAUCCGAGAAAACCACACCUAUGGAGCUACGCCCCUUUAAACUUUUCCUCACAGGCCUUCCACUCCUCGAGGUAUUGAGUGUCGAGUUUUACUCGCCAGUAAACUUGGCGGACGCCAUCCCUCUGGGCUACACGUGGAAACACCUGCGCAGCCUAGCACUGAGAGGCUUUUUGGGCGAACAGGAGGAGUUUGUGGAAAUCACAGACCGCCACAGGAGCACUUUGAAAGAACUCUGUCUGGGCCAUUUCGUGCUCAAGUUUACGUCAUUUCGGGGCCUAUUACUCCAUAUCCGGGAGAAUUUGCAACUGGAUUACGCAUGCAUAUGUGGCAUCAUCUGUGGCACCCAAAAGAAUGGCGAAUCUGAAGGCUGGCUUAUCGGCCAUCCAUACGACCGAGCUGGCCCUGAGAACAGAUGGGUUUCCAUCAGUGCCUACUGUUGUAACAAGGGCUCGCCAGGGGGAGAACCGUGCCCAGAUCGACCCAGCUUGAAGUGGUUCGAUGAGUACGAUGACUAUGAUGCCGAGGCAAUACUGCACUAUAACCCAGAAUUCACCGCGUGGGCACUGGCCUGA
Molecule: messenger RNA, 1278 nt
Organism: Neoarthrinium moseri
Lineage: Eukaryota; Fungi; Ascomycota; Sordariomycetes; Amphisphaeriales; Apiosporaceae
Exons: 1
Coding region: 1-1278 (425 amino acids)
Molecular function (GO): protein binding
Source: RefSeq, a predicted model, not a curated record